Messenger RNA from Oryza sativa Japonica Group (Japanese rice), 1346 nucleotides. Its product is annotated as phosphatase IMPL1, chloroplastic. Gene Ontology annotation, biological process: inositol metabolic process; signal transduction; phosphatidylinositol phosphate biosynthetic process. Gene Ontology annotation, molecular function: inositol monophosphate 1-phosphatase activity. The record is from RefSeq and is a predicted model, not a curated record. Lineage: Eukaryota; Viridiplantae; Streptophyta; Magnoliopsida; Poales; Poaceae.
AAAGCACACACAUGUGGAAUCGAAGCAGAGGUGAAAGAAAAAAAAAAAGCAGAGACAUCUUCUCGAAGGCCUGAGCACCAAUGGCACGGUAUCUUCUCCGUCCUCCCACCGCCGCCGCCGCCGCCGCUGCCGCCGCCUCUUCACACCGCAGGAAUGGCACAACCUCGCCGCGGGGACCGGUUCUUGGCCUCCGGGCGCUUGCCUCCAGGGCCGGCAAAGCUCGCCCCGUGAUGGCGGUGGCGUCGGAGCAGCCCGCCGCGAGGGGCAAGUGCCCCAAGGUGGCCGCCCCCACCACCGGCCCGAUUCCGGCCGCGGAGCUCCUCGGCGUCAUCCAGGACGCAGCCAGGGCCGGAGCCGAGGUUAUAAUGGAAGCUGUUAAUAAGCCACGCAAUAUUCACUACAAGGGAGUUGCAGACCUGGUCACAGACACAGACAAAUUGAGUGAGUCGGUCAUUCUGGAAGUUGUGAGGAAGACCUUCCCAGACCACCUCAUACUUGGGGAGGAAGGUGGACUUAUUGGAGAUGCCUUGUCGGAGUAUCUCUGGUGCAUUGAUCCUUUAGAUGGAACAACAAACUUUGCGCAUGGUUACCCUAGCUUUUCUGUAUCCAUUGGAGUUCUGUUUCGCGGAAAGCCUGCUGCUUCCACUGUGGUCGAAUUUUGUGGUGGUCCUAUGUGCUGGAGCACUCGUACGGUUUCAGCAUCAUCUGGUGGUGGUGCUUAUUGUAAUGGGCAAAAGAUUCAUGUCAGUAAGACAGACAAGGUGGAACAAUCACUUCUGGUAACUGGUUUUGGUUAUGAACAUGAUGAUGCAUGGGUGACCAACAUAAAUUUGUUCAAGGAAUACACAGACAUUAGCAGGGGAGUACGAAGACUAGGUUCUGCUGCUGCUGACAUGUCCCACGUUGCCCUAGGCAUUACAGAAGCCUACUGGGAAUACCGACUUAAGCCUUGGGAUAUGGCUGCUGGUGUUCUGAUAGUUGAAGAAGCUGGUGGGAUGGUGUCACGCAUGGAUGGUGGGGAGUUUACCGUCUUUGAUCGUUCUGUCCUUGUUUCCAAUGGUGUUGUACAUGAUCAGCUUUUGGAUCGGAUUGGCCCUGCCACAGAAGAUCUUAAGAAGAAAGGAAUUGAUUUCUCCUUGUGGUUUAAACCCGACAAAUACCCUACCGACUUUUAAGUUGAACUCCUCACCCAGAGCUAUUUUAUACUACUAGAAGAAAAGAGAAAAACAGAGGAUCUUAUGUUAAAAUGCCAUGUACUUGACUGAAUAUUUGUUUAUUGAAGUCCUUUGACUCAGCCAUCGACUUUUGUUGGUUGUAUGAUUUAUUUAUGGAGAGAAUUACCCAAA